AUGUAUAACACCACAAUCAUUACCAAAUCAAUGGAAAAGCAUAUCAAGGCAUUGAAGCAAUCGGGAAAGUCAUCCAAGCAAGCUGAAGCACAAGCCAAGAAAACUGCUGUCAGAAAGGACAAAAGCAAAAAGGAUGAGGCUGUUGUGGAUUCUGCAAAGAAACAGGAACUUUUGAGAAAGCCACGGGAAUAUGAAGUCAAAUUCACAAUACCAUGCCCUCCUCCACUGAAUCCACCAAUUUUGGGCUUGAAAGAUGUCAAAUUUGGAUACCCCGACCAGCCUUUACUCUUCAAAAUGGUUAAUUUUGGUAUCGAUAUGUCUUCAAGAGUUGCUUUAGUCGGGCCAAAUGGUGUUGGAAAAAGUACGUUUCUUAAACUUCUUUGUGGGAGAUUACAACCACUGGAGGGAGAGCUGAUAAAGAAUCCAAGAGUGCGUAUUGGCUUUUACAAUCAACAUUCGGCAGACCAGCUAAACUUGAACGAGUCGUCUGUAGAAUAUAUGCAGCGUGAAUUCAACCUUGAUUACCAAGAUAGUCGAAAACUUCUUGGAAGAUUUGGUUUACCCGGUCAUGCACAUACUAUAAAGAUCAGAGACCUCUCAGGUGGGCAAAAGUCGAGGGUAGCUUUAGCUGAUAUGGCAUCGAGGCAGCCUGAUAUAAUUAUCUUGGACGAACCUACAAAUAAUUUGGAUAUUGAAUCAAUCGAUGCACUUGCCGACGCUAUUAAUAAAUUUACUGGAGGGGUGAUUAUUGUCAGCCAUGAUGCUCGACUUAUAUUAGAAACAGACUGUCGUCUCUCGAUUGUUGAGGACCAGUCAGUGGAAGAGAUCGACGGGGAUUUUGAUGAUUAUAGAAAGGAAAUUCUCGAAGCACUUGAAGAGCCUAUUGCAAACAAACACUAACUUCUGUUAUUCAAAAUCAAUUUUACAUUUAUUGGUUGGUGUAGUACAAAGUAUAAGAAUUUCCUUCGCACAACCUCGCUUUGUCCUGUUUU
This is a messenger RNA of Rhopilema esculentum, 992 nucleotides long. NCBI's taxonomy places the organism in Eukaryota, Metazoa, Cnidaria, Scyphozoa, Rhizostomeae, Rhizostomatidae. The record is from RefSeq and is a predicted model, not a curated record.